GCAUUCGAUACUUCAAUUGUUUAAUGUUUGGAGGGAAUGGUGCCUAAAAUAUACGUAUUAUUUACCUUUUUAGUAACUGCUUGUUCCCCAACAUUCAGUUUGACUGCGUCUUUCAACAUGACCGAAUAUUACACAAUUCCAAAUAUGUACAAAUACGAUGACUACGAUCGAUGCAUGCAGGAAUUCGAUGUCAAGGCAGUGUUCUGCCUGGUGGACACCACAAUCAAACCCAAUACCACAGCCACGAUUUGGCCGCUAAUUCAGAAGUUCUCAAACGAUUCCAAGCGAAGCUUUCGUCACGAUCGGCUGCAGCGUGGACUUUGCAUGAACUGGUGCAGCAAACUUAUGGCCAAGUACGAUCGGGGAACUCAGAUGAAAUACUAUCUGGCCAAUUUCAAUCAAUCCAGCGAAAUCACGUUCGAUCCGAACACGUUCAGGCAAGCGCUAGACUGGCGCAUGAAGUACAAAAAGUUGGCGAAUCAAUGUGUUAAUUUUGAACUCAAAAGACAGUACUCGAUCAUGGGUUAUUCGACGGUGGAGUACUGCGUGACUAAUCAGGAACAGGAUCCGGUGGAUUUUCUGGACGCAAUAUUCCUAGUUAUUCUUGGGACGAUCAUCUUGUUAAUGAGCCUUUCCUCACUUUACGACUAUAAACUAAAGAGAAAGUAUUUUGACAUGACUAGUAGAGAGUACUACCGAACUACUGUUCCGAGAGGAUUAUCCCAAAAGUUAGUCGCCUUCUCUAUCCCACGCAACUGGCAGAUUCUGAUAGCAAAACGACGAUCGACUCUGUGCAAAGAUCUUCGCUUCCUCCAGGGCGCUCGUUUUCUCGUAAUGUAUCUGGUAAUCGCCGGUCACUGUAUGGUGUUUAACUGCAUUUUUCCUCUCAUCAAUCCGGAGUACGUGGAAUUUAACUAUCGAAGGUUGAUAACGAUGCUGCUUUUCAAUGGCCUAACAGUGGUCCAGACCUAUUUUACCAUCAGCGGAUUUCUACUGGCGGUGCAAUUCGCAGAUUACUGCGAGAAAAGUAAGUCCUUCACAAUGAAGGAUUUUUUCGCGAGCAUCUUGUAUCGUUAUUUGAGAUUAGCUCCACUAUACGCGUUCAUGAUUCUACUGGAUGCCACCUGGCUGUACAAGCUCCAGGAUGGACCAGUGUGGAAGAGGGUAGCGGAAACGGAACGAACCUUCUGCCGCAACAAUUGGUGGGCGAAUUUACUUUUUGCUAACAACUAUUUCACCGUCGAUGAACCGUGUCUGCAGCAGGGGUGGUAUCUCGCGACCGACUUCCAGCUGUUCAUCCUUGGCCUGUUGCUGUUAGCUUUCAUCCGACGUUUCCCCAAGCUGCUCCGACCCACCAUGGUCAUUGCCAUCGCUUUUGCAUACAUUUCACCAGCGCUCGUUGCUUAUUUCAAUCGUUUCGAAGGGGUGGUCAUGAUACGACCGGAGGCUCUGAAGUAUGUUCUUUGGUACGACGAGAGUUAUCGCAAGAUGUACAUCCCAAUGCACACGAAUUAUGGCAGCUAUUUGGCGGGAUUGAUAGCCGGUUUGACGUACCGCCAUUUGAAGCGUGGCGAUUUCGAUGUGCGACAAAGUAAAUUGUUCCUGCUAGCGUGGUACUCAGCGCUACCGAUGGCCAUACUGCUGCUACUAUCCGCGUACAUCUUCUAUGCAUACGACUUCGAGAAGCCUGCUAUUUGGAUAGCCUGCUAUGCUGCCAUCUCCAAGAAUCUGUGGGGUGUGAUAUUCGGUGUUAUGUACGUUGGACUUGCAUUUGGAGUAGGUUGGUUCUUCAAACGACUGUUGAACAAUCCAAUCUUUAGGCCACUUGGCAAGGUCACCUAUGCGGUAUAUUUGUGCCACUUGUUUGUCAUUCGCGCGACACUGGGCAACAUCCGACAACCGAUUUAUAUUAGUGACGUCAGAAUCCUCGUAUCGACAUCAUCAACACUUGUUUUGUCGUAUAUUCUCGGAUUACUUCUUUGCUUGGGAAUCGAAAUUCCACUUUCAAAUCUUCAGAAGCAAUUGUUCGAGAAGAAACCAGAAGUGUAUUACGAAGAAAAUCUGGAGCUCGCGAAGAAUGGUGAAAAAGCGGUUGCUAACAACAAAGUGAUCACUGGAGAAUAAAUUAAUAGGAUUCUUGUAUUGUGUAGUAAUAUAAUUUUGGUAUAUCCGAAAAUCUAACACGAACCCUGAAAGGAUGGUAGACAAUCAUACGCUUUUCUGUUUUUUCCAUUAUUUAUAGUUAAGCAUUAU
Topomyia yanbarensis is the source of this 2253-nucleotide messenger RNA. Its product is annotated as nose resistant to fluoxetine protein 6-like. Bases 37 to 2124 code for a protein of 695 amino acids. Lineage: Eukaryota; Metazoa; Arthropoda; Insecta; Diptera; Culicidae. Gene Ontology annotation, molecular function: acyltransferase activity, transferring groups other than amino-acyl groups. The transcript has 13 exons. The record is from RefSeq and is a predicted model, not a curated record.